AUGGAUGAUUUUGUAUUCUCGUUUUUCAAGGCAGACUCCAUAUCGGCUUUAACGGGUCACGGAAUGAUUCAUAAGAUUCAAGAAUUGUAUGCUUCCAUCGUUCAUAAUUGGUUACCGGGAGAUCAAAUCUUGCUUUUUGGAUUUUCUCGUGGUGCAUUUAUUGCUAGGAUGAUAGGUGCUUUGAUAGGUGAUGUAGGGAUCUUGCAUCCAACUGAAAUGGAUGGUUUCUGUGAUCUCUUCAAAGCUUAUCAAGUGCUUGGGGUAAAUGGUGCCGAUGAUGGAGCAAAGCAGCAAGCAAACAAAAUUCUGUCUCUUUAUAGGAAGGGUGGCUCAAAAGCCACUAGAGUCAUCCCAGAAGGAACUCUCAAAUGUAUUGGUGUUUGGGAUACAGUGUGUGCUCUUGGGAUGCCUCGCUAUGGAGAGGGCGACUCUCAUCCUUCUUAUUUAGGAUUUUCGGAUGACAUGUUAGGGAACCAUAUUCAAUUUUGCUUCCAUGCACUUGCGAUUGAUGAACAUCGAGGGGACUUUCUUCCGACAAAGUGGGGACAGAAUCCAGAACAACGUCGAGCUGGGCAAGUCUUGAAACAAGUUUGGUUCCCAGGAUCCCACAGCGAUGUUGGAGGUGGUUAUGCUGAGCAUGAGUUGUCUGACAUAGCGUUAAUGUGGAUGGUCGCAAAUGUGAUCGAAAACAAGUUGCUUGCUAUUGAUACUCAGUUUGUUCUCUCGAUUCCUGCUCCAUUAUAUGGUUGGGGGAAAAUGGCAUCACACAAUGAUGGGACUAGUGAUGGCGAAAUGAAAGUCUUUGGUUCUGAUCGGUGA
This is a messenger RNA of Melampsora larici-populina 98AG31, 819 nucleotides long. RefSeq lists its product as uncharacterized. NCBI's taxonomy places the organism in Eukaryota, Fungi, Basidiomycota, Pucciniomycetes, Pucciniales, Melampsoraceae. The transcript has 7 exons. The record is from RefSeq and is a predicted model, not a curated record. The coding region runs from base 1 to 819 and encodes 272 amino acids.